GGCGGAGCGUGUCCCCGCUUCCCGUCGUGCCCCACGUCCGGCGGGCCGGGCCGGCGCCAUGUCGGCGGCAGAGCCGUCUGUGCUGUGCCUGUUCGACGUGGAUGGCACCCUCACCGCGCCGCGACAGAAAAUCACGGCGGAGAUGGCGGCGUUCCUGCAGGAGCUGCGGCGGAGGGUGAAGGUCGGAGUGGUGGGAGGCUCCGACUUCGAGAAGAUCAAGGAGCAGCUCGGGGAUGACGGUGAGGUGGUUGAAAAGUUUGACUACGUUUUUCCAGAAAAUGGCCUUGUAGCCUACAAAGAUGGGAAAUUCUUGUGCAAGCAGAGCAUUCAGGGGUACCUGGGUGAGGACAUACUUCAGGAUCUGAUCAACUACUGCCUGAGUUACAUUGCGAAGAUUAAACUGCCAAAGAAAAGGGGCACUUUUAUUGAGUUCCGAAACGGGAUGUUAAAUGUGUCCCCCAUUGGAAGAAGUUGCAGCCAGGAAGAACGAGUUGAGUUCUAUGAACUUGAUAAAAAGGAACAUAUAAGAGAGAAAUUUGUAGCUGAUUUACGAAGAGAAUUUGCAGGAAAAGGCCUCACGUUUUCUAUAGGAGGCCAGAUAAGCUUUGAUGUGUUCCCAGAUGGCUGGGAUAAGCGGUACUGCUUAGGAAUCGUUGCCAACGAUGGAUACAAGACCAUUUAUUUCUUUGGAGAUAAGACUAUGCCAGGAGGGAAUGACUAUGAAAUUUACACAGACUCCAGAACAGAAGGCCACAGCGUCACAUCCCCACAGGAUACAAGAAGAAUCUGUGAAGAGCUGUUUUUCACAUAAAAGACUUUUAGGAGUCACACUGAUAAAAUGGUUAAGACUCCCUAAUAACUCAGAACUGCUGUAUGGUUUUUUGUAAUUGGUCAUGAAUAGCAAGUGCUCUACAGGUCAGUCAUUACUGAAGGGAAGUACUUUGUUGCUCAGUGGUAGAAUAUAGCUGAGCUCAUUGAGUACUAUCCUUUCCCUGUGCCCAUUUCACACAGGUGCUUUGUUUUCUCUUGUUGAUUGUGGGUUUUGGGCUGGGUUUUAAGACAUCAGUAAACUUCCUUAGCUAACUAAUUACAUUGGGCAGGGGGAAAAUAAUCUGAUUUAUGAUUUCAAAUUAUCCUGCAAGGCUUUAUCCCUUGUUUUUAUUAAGCUGCUAUUUAAAAGUUGAACGUUUUUGAGUUUGUUGGGCUUUUUUUAAAUACUACCUUUUGCUAUAAAAUCAUGAAUUACAUGGCAGAUGUGAUUUUCUUAUUUAAAACUGAAAGAUGAGUAAAAGAGUUGUUCUUUCUCUCUGGGGCUAGGAAGACAGAACUGCAUGGUUGGAACAUGCAUCAGUUCUACCACCACUGGAACAGCUGGGCCAGUCAGUUGCUGCUUAAGUUACUCAGUACAGCUGCAGUGCCACUGCACAGUGCAGCUCAUGGUACUUACACUAUUCACAGACUGUUUUUAAGUCUAAAAGUUAUUAAAAUUAAAUCUUGAGCUCAGUAAAAAAAUACACUUGUCAUUGAUUACAGUCCUGAUAGGGUAUUAUGGGUAGGUGAGGCUUUAGUACUAAGGACAGUGAUAUAAACUGUUAAAUUUCAAGUUGAAGCAUGACAAUAUGUAACAAUCCUACUUGUCACAUCUGGCAUUAGGAAAGCAAUCUUGUUUAAAACAGUUUCAUUUAGUAAAAGAAUAAAAAUCUCAUAACAAAAAAAA
Molecule: messenger RNA, 1717 nt
Organism: Melopsittacus undulatus (budgerigar)
Lineage: Eukaryota; Metazoa; Chordata; Aves; Psittaciformes; Psittaculidae
Gene: PMM2
Product: phosphomannomutase 2
Exons: 8
Coding region: 59-811 (250 amino acids)
Biological process (GO): protein N-linked glycosylation; GDP-mannose biosynthetic process; mannose metabolic process
Cellular component (GO): cytosol
Molecular function (GO): phosphomannomutase activity
Source: RefSeq, a predicted model, not a curated record